GUGGAAGAAUAAUACAAAAAGAGAAGAAUAAUGUGGAAGCUUAAGAUUGCAGAGGGAGAGACUACGCCAUACUUGUACAGUACAAACAACUUUGUUGGUAGACAAACAUGGGAGUUUGAUCCUCAUGCUGGCACUCCUGAUGAACGAGCCGCGGUCGAAGAAGCUCGAGAAAAUUUCUUCAGAAAUCGGGGCCAUGUCAAGCCUAGUAGUGAUCUCCUCUGGCAAAUGCAGUUUCUCAAGGAGAAGAACUUCAAGCAAGAAAUACCAGCAGUGAAGGUGGAGGAUGGUGAAAAAAUCACAUAUGAAAAGGCCACAACCGCCUUACGAAGGGCGGUCCGCGUCUUUGGUGCGUUGCAGGCCAGUGACGGUCACUGGCCGGCCGAAAAUUCCGGCCCAUUAUAUUUCCUUCCUCCCUUGGUAAUGUGUACGUACAUAACAGGACAUCUUGACACAGUAUUCCCUGCAGAGCAUCGCAAAGAAAUUCUUCGCUACUUGUAUUAUCACCAGAAUGAAGAUGGCGGAUGGGGAUUUCACAUAGAAGGUCAUAGUACAAUGUUCUGCACAACAUUAAGCUACAUCUGUAUGCGCAUACUAGGCGAAGGACCUGAUGGUGGCAUGGAUGAUGCCUGCGCUAGAGCGCGGAAAUGGAUUCGUGAUCAUGGUGGCGCCAUUUACAUACCCUCCUGGGGAAAGACUUGGCUUUCGAUAUUCGGCGUGUAUGAUUGGUCCGGAAGCCAUCCGAUGCCCCCGGAGUUUUGGAUGUUACCUUCCUUCCUUCCUAUGCAUCCAGCGAAAAUGUGGUGUUAUUGUCGGCUGGUUUAUAUGCCAAUGUCAUAUCUGUACGGGAAGAGAUUUGUGGGUGCAAUUACCCCUCUCAUUCUACAACUGAGAGAGGAACUCUACAUUGAACCCUACAAUGAAAUUAAUUGGAAGAGAAUUCGUCAUUUUUGCGCAAAGGAGGAUCUGUACUAUCCACAUCCCCUGAUACAAGACUUGAUGUGGGACAGUUUGUAUCUAUUUACGGAGCCUCUCCUUACCCGUUGGCCGCUAAAUAAGCUGAUUAGAGAUCAUGCUCUAAGAUUAACAAUGCAUCACAUUCACUAUGAAGACGAGAAUAGCCGGUACAUCACAAUCGGUUGCGUCGAGAAGGUAUUAUGUAUGCUUGCUUGUUGGGUUGAAGAUCCGAAUGGGGAUUAUUUCAAGAAACAUCUUGCCAGGAUCCCAGAUUACUUGUGGGUUGCAGAAGAUGGGAUGAAAAUGCAGAGUUUUGGAAGUCAAGAGUGGGAUACUGGUUUUGCCCUUCAAGCUCUACUUGCCAGUAAUUUGACUGAUGAAAUUGGCCCUGUGCUUGCUAGAGGACAUGACUUUGUUAAGAAAUCACAGGUCAAGGACAAUCCUUCUGGUGACUUCAAGGGCAUGUACAGGCAUAUUUCACAGGGAGCAUGGACUUUCUCGGACCAAGACCAUGGAUGGCAAGUUUCGGAUUGUACCGCGGAAGGAUUGGAGUGUUGUCUGCUUUUCUCAAUGAUGCCACCGGAAAUUGUUGGUAAGAAAAUGGAACCAGAGCGACUAUUCGAUUCUGUCGAACUCUUGCUUUCUCUUCAAAGUAAAAAUGGAGGUUUAUCUGCUUGGGAGCCUGCUACUGGUCAAGAAUGGUUGGAACUGCUGAAUCCCACCGAGUUUUUGGAAGACAUUGUGAUUGAGCAUGAAUACAUCGAGUGUACUGCAUCGGCUAUCAACGCGCUGGUCUUGUUCAAGAAAUUAUAUCCGGGACACAGGAACAAAGAGAUCGGAAACUUCAUUACAAACGCAGUAAGAUUUCUUGAAAACAUGCAAUGGCCAGACGGUUCCUGGUACGGGAAUUGGGGCGUUUGCUUCACCUAUGGCACAUGGUUUGCUCUUCGAGGGCUAGCUGCUGCUGGUAAGACUUAUAAGAAUUGUUCUGCUGUGCGUAAAGCCGUUGAUUUUCUUCUCCAAACGCAAAGAGAAAAUGGAGGUUGGGGCGAGAGUUAUCGCUCAUGCCCGGAGAAGAGAUAUAUUCCUCUUGAGGGAGAACGAUCGAAUUUAGUGCAUACAGCAUGGGCUUUGAUGGGUCUGAUUCAUUCUGGCCAGGCUCAAAGAGACGCUACGCCUCUUCACCGUGCGGCGAAACUAAUUAUCAAUUCUCAAUUGGAGAAUGGUGAUUUUCCUCAACAGGAAAUCAGUGGUGUGUUUACGAAGAAUUGCAUGCUGCACUAUGGAGCAUAUAGGAAUAUGUUUCCUUUGUGGGCAUUAGCAGAUUAUCGGCAGCUGCUUCCUCUACCUUCUGAUGCCUAAUGAAUCAAAACGCAUGCAGGCUGCCCCGACCCGUUUCUUUUUGUUUGGGAACUUGAAUAUGCUGCACUACUUCUAUCUUAUGUUAGGCAUUGAUACUCUUUGAAAAUUUGGAUGAUCUCUCAAGUACUCUUAGCUUUUAUUUUUAGAGAUGUUUAUGCACCUAGCUAUUACUUAAUUCAGCUAUAUAUGGUGCUUAACUAAAUAUUGAUACUCUAUGCUAUUUGUGUUAAGGAAUUAUUUUACCAUAA
This is a messenger RNA of Tripterygium wilfordii, 2564 nucleotides long. RefSeq names its product beta-amyrin synthase-like. Lineage: Eukaryota; Viridiplantae; Streptophyta; Magnoliopsida; Celastrales; Celastraceae. The record is from RefSeq and is a predicted model, not a curated record. Gene Ontology annotation, cellular component: lipid droplet. Gene Ontology annotation, biological process: triterpenoid biosynthetic process. Bases 31 to 2316 code for a protein of 761 amino acids. The transcript is spliced from 16 exons. Gene Ontology annotation, molecular function: beta-amyrin synthase activity.